Rubroshorea leprosula is the source of this 1345-nucleotide messenger RNA. The record is from the annotation of a GenBank genome assembly. NCBI's taxonomy places the organism in Eukaryota, Viridiplantae, Streptophyta, Magnoliopsida, Malvales, Dipterocarpaceae.
AGUGCUCUUAAGAGGCUGGAAAUUAAGAUGUGUAAGCAAUUGGAGUCACUUCCAGACAGGUUGCUGCAGGAUUGUACACAACUUGAAGAGAUGCAGAUUGAGUAUAUGAAAAAUCUCAGAAGCUUACCUCUUGAUUUCAUGCACAACCUCAGCGGUCUUGUUGAAUUAGAGUUAAAUUCUUGUGAAGGUUUAGAGUCCUUGCCAGAAAUCGACCCGUCGUCUGUCCCCAAUCUUAAAACUUUGGAGAUUUACAAUUUGAAGAAUCUCAAGUCUUUACCCAAUGAGAUGUGCAACCUCACAUCCAUUCGACAUUUAAUCAUAAAGGAUUGUCCAGGUAUUGCAUCCAUACCAGAAAGAGGUUUUCCUUUAAACCUCAAAACACUUGAAAUCAAUGGUGAAGGCUUGAGGCAGUCAAUGUUAGAGUGGGGCCUCGACAGGCUUACCUCACUUGAAUCAUUUGAAAUUGGGGACAUAUGUCCUCCGGAUAACUUGCAGCUUCCGAAGUCUCUAAAAAGUCUUACUAUAAUAAGGAUGAGUAAUUUGAAAUCCAUACCAAAAGACCUCCUUCAAAACCUCCAUUCUCUCGAGAAUUUAUGUUUUUAUUUAUGCCCACAGCUUCAAUCCUUCCCUAAGGAAGGCCUACCCACCUCACUUCAAAGGUUCGUGCUCAUUGGCUGUUAUCUUCUGAAAGAACGGUGCUUGGAGGAGAAAGGAGACUAUUGGCCUCUCAUAGCCAACAUCCCUUACGUUAUGCUUUAAGACUAAAUUGGAGUCAGGUCUUGCAGUUGGUAUGGAGUUUUCUGUCAUGCCUCAAUCUUAACCUAUUCAUGAUCCAUUUGUUUGCAAAAACAAAUUUGUAUUUUGAGAAAAGAUGUUUGACAUGGAUUCUACCAUAUUCUAGUACAUCUAUUGAAGAGUAACUUGGAUAAUUUAGCUUUUUGACAUGUGGGGUUGGCCGUUGGUGCUGUGAGGGCAUUUGAAGAUGAAAAGUCUGAAGAUACCUAAAAGCUGAAUUUGUUGUGAAACUGCUUCUGUAGAUGUUGGAAACCAAAGGCAGGACAUGUGGCACAAUGAUGAGCUUUGGUUAUUAAGUUAAUGGUAAAGAACUAGGGUGGUCUUGAAUACAAACAUUACUUUGUACUCUCAUUAUAACAUGACCCACAAAUUCUUAAGUAUAUAUAUGCUUAGAGUGUGUGUGAUCAGUAACAUGUAUCCUCCGUUGAACAAAUUAGUAGAGGUUUCACCUUCAAAUAAUGUUCGAGUGAUUCUGUUGAAGUGGUUUCAUAUGGUCAUAUUUUCAUGUGUGAAAGAAUUUAUGGUUAGAGAGUAAAUGGUGUUUUUGUUU